This is a messenger RNA of Suillus fuscotomentosus, 351 nucleotides long. RefSeq lists its product as uncharacterized. Bases 1 to 351 code for a protein of 116 amino acids. The transcript has a single exon. NCBI's taxonomy places the organism in Eukaryota, Fungi, Basidiomycota, Agaricomycetes, Boletales, Suillaceae. The record is from RefSeq and is a predicted model, not a curated record.
AUGAACCUUAGCUUGAUGCAGCCACUGGCACACCCGGAUCGGUACACGUGGACCAGCAUCUGGAAACUGGAGAGAUCAUUGUCAUCUGCAAGCCGACUUGGUAAUACCAACCGUCGCAGUGUUAUCAAUCAUACACCCAAGCAGCGCCCAUCUUCAGGCAAUAGGUCUGCGAAGAAGUCUGUCGCUGAAGCUGUACCUGAAAGAGAGCACAGUGAAGCCAAGGUGCAAAAGCCCAGGAAAUCGAGCCAGGAGGUCAGGGGUGACAAGGAUGCAGAUAUAGUAGUGGUCGAUGCGAGCGUAUUAGUACACGCCCUCCACCAGGUGAAGAAAAUGGUGCAGAGAUGGACGUGA